UCGAAGUCAUGUCGUUACUCUUAGUUCCUUCUAUAAUCAUCGCCAGUAUAAGUUGCAUUUUGGCUAGCAACGUAAAUGAUACCGAACAUAGGACACCUCUACACGCUCAAUUUUCAAGACGUCCUGCUGGAUCAAUGGUUAAAGGUUUACCCGGAUUUGAAUCUGUGUUAGGAGUGAUGGGGCCACUUGCUUUAGCAGCUAUGGUCUCUCUGCCUUUCGUAGCGCCUGCAGCAGCUGCUUUGCUACCUCUCGCAUCUCUCUCAAAUAUGUUCGGCAGACGAAGAAGACAUUUGGACGAUCCAAAAGACAUGUAUCCAGAAACAGAAGCAUUACUACGCCGUAUUCACGCAGCAGCGAUUCGUAGGAAUGUUCACUAA
Molecule: messenger RNA, 377 nt
Organism: Argiope bruennichi
Lineage: Eukaryota; Metazoa; Arthropoda; Arachnida; Araneae; Araneidae
Exons: 3
Coding region: 9-377 (122 amino acids)
Source: RefSeq, a predicted model, not a curated record